Messenger RNA from Melanotaenia boesemani (Boeseman's rainbowfish), 7510 nucleotides. It is a transcript of the gene itsn2a, whose product is annotated as intersectin 2a. Bases 164 to 5323 code for a protein of 1719 amino acids. Lineage: Eukaryota; Metazoa; Chordata; Actinopteri; Atheriniformes; Melanotaeniidae. Gene Ontology annotation, molecular function: guanyl-nucleotide exchange factor activity; calcium ion binding; protein binding. Gene Ontology annotation, biological process: positive regulation of Rho protein signal transduction; intracellular signal transduction. The transcript has 42 exons. The record is from RefSeq and is a predicted model, not a curated record.
CCGCACCCGCCCCGGCUGCUGGAGCGGUUCCUCCCUCUUCAGGAGCCUGAUUGUCAGGGAGCUGGAUGUCGAUCUUCACCGCUAUUCUACCGCAACAGAUGUCUGAGAGCUAGCCAGCUGAGUGGAGGAUUUUCCUCUCUGCCUGUGCUCUCCACCUGCAGCCAUGAAUGGUGGAGCCAGCGUGUGGGCCAUUACUUCAGAGGAGAGGGGGAAACAUGACAAACAGUUUGACUCCCUUGCCCCGACCCUCGGCUACGUCUCAGGAGAACAAGCAAGGAAGUUCUUCCUGCAGUCUGGCUUGCCUUCUUCUGUUUUAGCUGAGAUUUGGAACCUAGCUGACAUGGACAGUGAUGGGAAGAUGGACAGAUUGGAGUUUUCCAUCGCAAUGAAGCUCAUUAAACUCAAGCUUCAGGGAAGGAACUUGCCCUCUGCCUUGCCAAUCAUCAUGAAACAACCUCCUGCUUCCAAUAGUAGUUCAACCAUCCCUUCAUCAGCAAGAUUUGGAAUGGGAUCAAUGCCAAACCUGUCAAUUGGUCUGUCAUCCAUGUCAGCCAUGUCCACCAUGCCAUUCUUAACACCCAUCCUUGCUAAUCCCCCUUUGCCUUCUGGGCAACCUCUGGUGCCGACACCAAUGACUCUGCCCCUGAUCACCUCAUUUGGACCCUCUGGUCUCCCCAACGGCAACAUCAACCUCUUCACUCCACCUCUUGUUCCUAGCAAUGCAGGGCCUUCUCUUACUGGUUUCUCCUCUCCUAUGGCUUUCUCUCCAUCCACGGGCAUGUCAAAGGCCAACUCCCUGUUGGACCUGGGGUCAAGCAGUUCAAAUUCUUCCUCCACCGCGUCACCGGCCAGCAGCUCUCCGAAGAUGGGUGCGGGUGACUGGGCCGUUCCACAAGCUUCGAGGCUCAAGUACCGUCAGCAGUUCAACACGCUAGACAAGCUCAUGAGUGGCUACUUGUCAGGACCUCAGGUUAGAAAUGCACUUAUGGCAUCAAACCUGACUCAAACUCAACUAGCUACCAUCUGGAGCCUUGCAGAUGUUGAUAAGGAUGGUCAGCUGCGGGCUGAUGAGUUCAUUCUUGCCAUGCACCUGGUGGACAUGGCUAAGACUGGUCGCCCUCUCCCUCUCACUCUGCCUCAAGACCUGGUACCUCCCUCUCUCAGAGGAGGAAUUAAGUCCAGUGAGCUUGUUAAUGGAACAGGACCCUACAUAAGUCCCUGUUUAAUAGACACGGGAGAGAUGGAGCCGACACAGAAGAAUAAGAGCAGUGUGUCCUACGAGGACAAGCUAAAGGAGAACUUUGCACGAGGCAGUGCCGAGCUGGAGAAGCGACGGCUGGCUCUGGAAGAGGAACAGAGGAAGGAAAGAGAGAGGAGGGAGAAGGAGGAGAGGGAGGCUCAAGAGCGGAAGGACAGGGAGACCAGAGAACUGGAGAAUAGGAGGAGGCUGGAGGAGGAGAGGCGGUUGGAGAGGCAGAGAGAGAUGGAGCGACAAAGGGAGGAGGAGAGGCUGAGGGAACUGGAGAGGAAGGAGGCAGCAAAGCAGGAGAUAGAGCGCCAGAGGAGGGAAGAGUGGGAACGAGGGAAGAAAGAGGAGCUAGGAAGGAGAAAAGAUGGGGAGCAAGAGGAGAUUUCUCGACUAAGGGCAAAAAAGAAGAGCCUAGAGUUGGAGCUAGAGGCUGUGGGUAACAAGCAGAAGCAGAUCUCAGACCGUCUCCGUGAUGCUCAGAGCAAGAGGCGAAUUCAGAAGGCAGAGGUCGACCUCGUCAAUCAGAAGAGGGAAGCACGCAUUACUGAGAUUAAUGCACUUCAGCUUGAGUUUGAGGAAUGGCACCAAAAGCUCUCACAGCUGGUUCCAGAACAGCAGCGGCUGACCGAGAAGCUGCGAAACAUCAGCCUGAACAAACUCUCCACGGUGACUUCGAGCUCCCUGACCGGGAGUGUGACAGAAAAGAGUGUGAACUGUCGCAGGCUCAAGGACCAGCUUGACAUCCUAGAAAGGGAAACAACAGACAAACUGUCCCAAAUGGAGCAGUACAACAAGGAGCUUAAGCUUGGGGAUAUGGAUGACUGUGUCCUGCGAGGCCUUCUGUCCCUGCUGGCCUGUCUCAGCCAGCUUUUCCUUCUCAUCAAGGAGCUGAGGGAGAAGCAAGUGAAGCAGCAGGCUGUCCUGGACGACCUGUACAGAGUCAAAGAGGAGAAACUGAAAGAGCUGCAGAGACGCAAAGAGGAGGAGAAGGAAAGGAGGAGGAGAGAGGAUGAAGAGGCAGCCAGACAGGCCAAGUUAGAGCAAGAAAGGAGAGAGCAGGAGCGGAGGGAACAAGAGAAGAAGGAGAGGGAGGAAGAAGAGGCACGGCAGAGGAGGCUACUGGAGGAGCAGAGGGCCAAGCAAAGGGAGGAGGAGGAGAGGGAGGCACAGGCUCGUCUCCGAGCGGCCCAGGAGAAGGCGCAGGAAGAGGAGAGAAGAAGAAGGGGGGAAGAGGAGGAGAGGAAGAAAAGGGAAUUGGAAGAGGAAAGGAAACAAAAAGAGGUGGAGGAGCAGAAGAGGAGGAAAGAAGAGCAAGAACGGAGAGGACAGCAGCUGACUACGUAUAGAGCCUUGUACUCCUUUGUUGCCCGAAACGCAGACGAGCUGAGUGUAGACGCAGACCAUCUCAUAGAGGUAGAUGAGCAUACUAUUGGUGAGCCUGGCUGGUUGUAUGGGAGUUACCGUGGAAACAGGGGCUGGUUCCCUGAGAGUUAUGCCGAGAAGUGUCCUCCCCCCUCCACCUCCGAGACAUCCCCGUCCUCACCUGGAAAAAUUACCUCUCUCUCACCACCACUAAACACAAGAGAACCAGAUGCAGCAGAAGCUGGUGACAGCACAGUCUCUGCACAUUCAGACACUUCGCAGCCUCCAGUUGCUUUGUUUGCUCGGGCUGUCUCUUCGUGGUCGCCCACCUCAGAAACACCCCUCAGCCCUUGCUUUGAUGUAGGCGGCGCGCUGCUGAGCUUCUCACAGGGCGACAUCAUCAGCGUGAUGCAGCAGAGGGACGACUGGUGGUUGGGACAGCUCAACAGGUCGCAGGGAUGGUUCCCCAAAAGUUAUGUCACGUUGGAGACAGUUGGCAAUUCAGAUAUGGAUGCACUGGACUUGUCAGACUCUGCUAAGCUAGAAGAAUAUGUGGCCUUGUACACAUAUGAGAGCCCAGAGGCAGGGGACCUGACCUUUGUUGAGGGGGAUGUUGUCAUGGUGACCGAGAGAGAAGGAGAGUGGUGGCGAGGAUGCAUCGGUGACCAGAAUGGAGUGUUUCCCUCCAACUAUGUUAGACCUGUUGAGCUAGAGGGAUCAAGACCUGGAGGCCCAACCAAGAAACCUGAGAUUGCUCAGGCUGUCAUCACCACUGAGGCACCGACACUGCAGCAGUUAUGUCUGUCUCCAGGACAACUGAUCGUGGUCCAGGCCAAGAACUCCACCGGCUGGUGGCUUGGCGAACUGCAGGCUCGAGGUAAAAAGCGGCAGAGAGGCUGGUUUCAUUCCUCUCAUGUCAAGCUUCUGGGUCCCUCCAGCAUCAAGUCGUCUCCCUCCCCUCUGCCAGUGUGCCAAGUUAUCACGAUGUAUGACUACACCGCUGCCAAUCAGGAUGAGCUGAGCUUCUCCAAGGGUCAACUGAUCAACAUCCUCGACAAAACUAACCCUGAUUGGUGGAAAGGAGAAGCCAAUGGAGUCAUAGGCCUGCUGCCUACCAAUUAUGUCAAGAUGACCACAGAAUCAGACCCCAGCCAACAAUGUACGGUAGAUUCCUUAUCCAUAUCAGAGCAUGGAGACGCUCAUGGGUGUGCAGACCUGAUGACGCUGGACACGAUGACCCCUCAGGAGAGGAAGCGACAGGGUUACAUUCACGAGCUUAUCCAGACCGAGGAAACCUAUGUGGAGGAUUUGGAAUUGGUGUUGGAGGUGUUUUACAGGCCCAUGUCUGAGUCAGGUCGUCUUACAGAAGCUGAGAUGGCGGUGAUCUUUGUUAACUGGAGGGAACUAAUUAUGUGCAACACCAAACUGCUCAAGGCGCUGCGCGUACGUAAGAAGACAGGAGGAGACAACAUGCCUGUUCAGCUGAUAGGAGACCUGUUGGCUUCAGAGCUAGCACACAUGCAACCAUACAUUCGUUUCUGUUCCUGCCAGCUCAAUGCUGCUGCCCUGCUGCAGAGUAAAACCCACAACCAGCCUGAUUUUAAAGACUUCCUCAAGAAGAUAGCUACUAACUACCGCUGUAAAGGAAUGCCACUGUCCAGCUUCCUGCUCAAACCCAUGCAGAGGAUCACCCGCUACCCUUUGCUCAUUAAGAAUAUCUUGGAGCACACUCCUGAUGGCCAUGCAGACCGCGGUCCUCUGCGAGAAUCUCUAGAUCGAGCCGAGGAGCUGUGCUCUCAGGUUAAUGAGGGGGUUAGAGAGAAGGAGAACUCUGACAGGCUUGAAUGGAUACAGAACCAUGUCCAGUGUGAAGGACCUAUAGAGCACUUGGUCUUCAACUCACUGACUAAUUGUCUCGGGCCUCGCAAGUUGAUCCAUAGUGGACGACUGUACAAAACCAAAAGCAGCAGAGAGUUGUGGGCUUUCCUCUUCAAUGAUUUCCUCCUCCUCACACAUAGUGCCAAACCUUUCUCCUCCUCAGGCUCAGACAAGUUAUUCAGCCCCAAAACCAGCAUACAGCUGAAGAUGUACAAAACACCACUGUUUCUGAAUGAAGUUCUUGUGAAAAUGCCACCAGACCCAUCAAGCGAUGAGCCAUAUUUUCAUGUCUCGCACAUUGAUCGGGUCUACACACUCAAAACUGAGACCUUAAGUGAAAGGACAGCAUGGGUUCAGAAAAUUAAAGCAGCAUCUGAACAUUUCAUAGAGACAGAGAAGAAAAAGAGAGAGAAAGCAUACCAAGCACGAUCUUUAAAGACCCGUGGAAUCGGCCGAUUACUGGUAACCGUCAUUGAAGCUCAAGAGCUCAAAGCUUGUAAGCCCAACGGUAAGAGUAAUCCAUACUGUGAGCUGACCAUGGGGGUUCAGUGCUACACUUCUCGGCCAAUCAGCGACACUCUGAGCCCCAAGUGGAACUUCAACUGUCAGUUUUUUGUCAAAGACCUCUACCAGGACGUCCUGUGCAUCACUGUUUUUGAGAAAGAUCAGUUCUCGCCAGAUGAUUUCCUUGGUCGCACCGAGGUUCCCGUGGCAACUAUAAAGAAAGACAUGGAGAGCAAAGGAGCAGCAAACCGCCGCCUGCUCCUGCAUGAAGUCCCCACUGGAGAAGUGUGGGUCAAGCUAGACCUCCAGCUCUAUGAGCCCACUAAAUGAUUUCCAUCAGGCAUAUGCUAGUUAGUUUUACAGAAAUGAAGAUACAGUACACAUUCCACAAAACAAAUGCCACAAAACAUUUACUGAGCCAGCCUUGCUCUGCCAUUAACCAUCCACCCUUUUCUGUUUUUUUUUAAACCUCAAUCCAGCUAAACUGUAAUAAUUGCUAAUAUUCUGUACUCAUAACUGAUCAAAAUCCUUAAAAAACAAAAACAAAAAGCAUGCCUUUAUAUUAAACACCUUAGUUUUGCUAUAUUGUUGAAAUUUGUAUAAUUCAUAUUAGAAAUAAAGUACUGUUUUACCACUAAUGGUGAAUAAGAACACAUAACAGUUAUACAUAGUUUCACAAAGUCUCACAUACACACAUGGACAAAAUUGUUGGCACCCUUCGGUUAAUGAAAGAAAAACUCACAAUGGUCACAGAAAUGACUUGAAUCUGACAAAAGUAAUGUCUGACUUUCAUUGGUUAAAUUUAAUAGAUUUUUUUAUUUAUUAUUACUUUUUGUCAAUUCAAGUUAUUUCUGUGACCAUUGUGAGUUUUUCUUUCAUUAACCGAAGGGUACCAACUGUUUUGUCCACGUGUGUAUUCAUGUAUUGCAAUACUGCUGAACAUCUAUUAUAAUCUGAAAUAUUAACCCCACCCCAUGGUCUAACCAUAGAGUGGUUUCAUGUUAAAUAUAUGCCAAUUAAUAGUGAAACUGUCAUAAAUAAAAUGCUAAUACAGAAAAAAUUUUUCUCUGGUUCAUCAUGUUCUUGUGGUUUCCUGAAGAUUUACAAACAACUGCUGUAGUCAGGUAAGAAUACAGAUAAAUAUAUAAAGGAGCUUUAUUUAAUUCAGUUUAGUUGCUAUAAACUUGUUGGCUGUUGGCGACAUCCUCAUCUGGAGAACCAGCAGCUGGACUGAUGACACCUUCCAUCAGAUGUUGCAUCGAAAACAUCUUUCAAAAGACAAUUUAAAUUUUUUUGAGUUUUUAUCAUUGAAGUGUUUUCUGUUUUGUUGUGUACUUGGUUUUAUGUUUUGAGACAUGUUUAAACUUUUCUGAAAAUGUGUACGGUGAAAUAAGGAGGUUUUGGUUAUGAAGGGGACCUUUAUGUACUAGCUAUAAAGAUAUGGUAUCUUAUUUUCAGUAAUCCUUUAUACUGCUAUAGCUCAUUAGUGAAAGAUUAAUUUAAUAGAGCUUUAUGUAACACAUUGAGUAAGAGAAGAUUGAAGAAAAAAAUCAUUUGAAGCUGGUUCAUUGUGAUUUUCCUUUUUUUUUUUUUUUGUUUUGUUUUGUUUUGUUAAGAGUUUAAAUAAAAAGUACUGAGAGUAAAGCAAGCACCAUCAAGCACUUUUUAUUUCCUACUGUGAUGUUUAGAACCUUGAAUGUACCUUUAUCAAGAAACGAAAGAAAAACAAAGCUACGCCCAUGGCUUUGUCAGCUGACUUACACACCUGAGUUCACAUCCCGGAAGAGCUGGUUGCACAGACAUACACUGAAGCCAUUGGAGGGUCCAGGACUAGACGAGGGGAGGCCACAUGGAUUGGAUAACCUGGCUAGCAGUAGGUUUUGCCCUGCUGUGGAUUUUCUGCUUUAUAGAUGGCAACGCCGUGCUUGAGCUGCGACUGUUUUUCCAUGACCUGAGCCAAGCUACUAGCCACUUGUACCUGGCCCUGCUCCCGCUGCGCCGAGCCGCCUCCCACUUCACCAAGUGUGUAAGACACCUGGUCUGGCAUCCCCAGCAAAGCUCAUCUCAAUACCAAGACCGGCCCAUGGCCAAUGAAAGCAUGCUGCACCUUCUGGAGGGUUUAUGCGUGGUAUACGAGACGUUACCCAACCUGAUGGGCGCAGCGCUCAGCGUGUGCACCGCAUUCUGCCACAUACUGCAGGGAGGUUUUUACAUCAUGGCUGCCACGCUGCGCACCGUCCGGAACGACCUGUUCUUCCAAGUGAACGGCGAGAAAGAGCGAUGGGACAAAGAGCGGCUCAGAGCUAAGGAGAGAGAAAAAAGUGAAUUCCAACGUGCUGGAGUAAAUGUCCUGUCAGCACCCUGUAAGUGCUUUAAGAAUCAAAGUUGACAUGCCACCUGUGUAUAGAUAAUCUCUCUCCAAGCUAAUUAGUAGAUACUCAUGUCCACUGUAUGUAAGUACACAAACAUUACCUAAUGCCAUGUUCAAUAAAACAAAAUUGACAAGAAAUAAAACAA